AGCGUCGAUCUGUAGCAUGGGCUUUAGCAUGUUUAGCUAAGUAGUGUGCACUUUUUGUAUUUUCUCGCUAAAUGUGACUGUUUUUAUGGCAUGAGGUAGUUGGUUGUCACACGUCAGAGUCGAUAGAUAUUUUUGUUGUAAAUAUUGCGUUUUCUUUCUUUUUUUGCGGUUGUGUCUGCGCUAAUGUCAUUUAGCUGACUUCGCUGUUAGCUUCUUUGGCAGCUAAAUCUAUCAAGUUGUCGCCCGAGAGACUUUAUUUUUGUCAUGGCCUAAAUGUACAGUUCAGAAAAUUUUACACAGCCGUAACUUAAUGUUUACAGGUGAACACAGCCGUAGCUCCAGCUAGCAGGCUGUUAGCACAUCAACAACAUGGGCUUUAAGUGGCGUUUAAAGACGGCUGGGACAUUUUGUGUUUUCACGAUUGUUCUAAUAGUUUUCGUGAAAGGAGUAACAGCUGAUGAAGAGCAACAUGUGGACGAUGAACCAGAGCUAAAAUCGUAUCAUGAGCCAGACUCUGAGGAUGACGACAUCAUACUUGGCUCAUCGAUUGCGGCAGAAACCUCCUUCACUUCAGGUCAUGAACCCUCUCGACCAGAAGAGGAGAAACAGCCACCUAAGGAUGGACUGGAGGGUGAAGAGAAGGAGGAGCUACCUGACCAGCUACCUCCUGCUGAAGAAAAACCUAAAGAAGUUCCUAUAGUCAAUGGUGGUACAGCCAAUGGAGAGCUCUGCAUAUUUCCCUUCUCUUUCCAAGGGAAGGAGUAUUCUGAGUGUACCACCGAUGGGCGGGGUGAUGGACGGCUGUGGUGCGCAACAACAUACGACUAUGACCAGGAUAAAAAGUGGGGUUUCUGUGAGACUGAGGAGGAGUCACAGCGGCGGCUGCAGGCAGAGGAGACUGAGGAACAGUAUCAGACUGUGGUGCGAAUGCUCAACAUCACUAUCCGGAGGAGCCAGAAGAAAGAUUUAUAUGAGAAGCUGCUGAAAAUAGCAGAGAAAGGCCACCAUAAAGCCAUGGAGAAGGUGGCUUAUGCCAUGCUGUUUGGAAGCUACAUGAGACAGAACAUCACCAGAGCCAAGGAAAUGUUGGAGAAGCUUUCCGUGGAGGGUUCACCCAAAGCUCAAACAGCUCUUGGAUUUCUAUAUGCUGCCGGGCUUGGUGUCAACUCCAGCCAAGCAAAAGCUUUGGUUUACUACACAUUUGGAGCAUUGGGUGGAAACUUGAUGGCUCAUAUGAUCCUAGGAUACCGAUACUGGGGAGGUGUGGGUGUACCCCAGAGCUGUGAAUCAGCACUGACCCACUAUAGGCUCGUGGCAAAUCACGUUGCCAGUGAUGUGUCCCUGACUGGCGGUUCAGCCGUGCAGAGGAUCAGGCUGCUGGAUGAGGUGGAGAACCCCGGAUCCACCAGCGGAAUGCUGGAGGAGGACCUGAUUCAGUACUACCAGUUCUUAGCUGAGAAAGGAGACGUACAAGCACAGGUCGGAUUAGGUCAGCUGCACUUGCAUGGAGGACGUGGAGUUGAACAGAAUCAUCAGAGAGCAUAUGACUACUUCACCCAGGCUGCCAAUGCAGGGAGUACACAUGCUAUGGCCUUUCUGGGUAAGAUGUACUCUGAAGGCAGCAAGUUUCUCCCUCAGAACAAUGAGACAGCUCUGCAGUACUUCAAGAAGGCUUCAGACUUGGGUAACCCAGUAGGUCAGAGUGGCCUGGGUAUGGCCUACCUAUAUGGAAGGGGUGUCCCAGUGAACUACGAGCUGGCACUGAAAUAUUUCCAGAAAGCAGCAGAACAGGGUUGGGUUGACGGACAGCUUCAGCUGGGUACCAUGUAUUAUAAUGGCAUUGGGGUGAAGCGCGAUUACAAGCAGGCAUUGAAGUUCUUCAACCUGGCCUCUCAGGGAGGUCACAUUCUAGCUUUUUACAACUUGGCCCAGAUGCACGCCACUGGCACGGGAGUGAUGCGCUCCUGUCACACUGCUGUGGAGCUCUUCAAGAGUGUGUGUGAGCGUGGGCGCUGGUCAGAGCGUCUGAUGUCGGCGUACAGCAGUUUUAAGGAAGGCGAGAUGGAUGCGGCACUGGUGCAGUACAUGCUUUUGGCUGAGCAGGGCUACGAGGUGGCUCAGAGCAACGUGGCAUUCGUUCUGGACCAGCAUGGAGGAAAGAUCUUCAGCAACAAUGAGACGUAUCCUCGAGCAUUGCUUCACUGGACAAGAGCUGCAGCUCAGGGUUACACUGUGGCGAGGAUAAAAUUAGGAGACUACCACUACUACGGCUAUGGGACGGACGUGGACUACGAGACGGCUGUGAUCCACUACAGACUGGCGUCGGAGCAACAGCACAGUGCCCAGGCCAUGUUUAAUCUGGGUUACAUGCAUGAGAAAGGACUGGGUAUUAAACAGGACAUCCAUUUAGCCAAGCGUUUCUAUGACAUGGCUGCUGAAGCCAGUCCCGACGCCCAGGUUCCAGUCUUCCUGGCCCUGUGUAAGCUCGGACUGAUAUACACUCUGCAGUACCUGCACGACCUGAAUUUAAAAGAGCUGGUUUCCCAAGUGGACCUGGACCAGCUCCUCGGCCCGGAGUGGGACCUGUAUCUCAUGACCGUCAUCGCCCUGCUGCUGGGCACAGUCAUUGCCUACCGACAGCGCCACCACCAUAUCAUAGCGCCGCCUCGACCGCCCGCUCCUGCACCAGCACCCCCGCCGAGACCGGCACAGGAGCAGCCGCAAGCCCAGGCUGAGCUCCAGGGCCCUGCCCAGGAAGAGGAGGAGCCACAGGAACAGCAGUGAGAACAAACUGGUAGAAAAGAGAAGGGGGCAGUGCCGGCUGCUGCACGAAGCAGCCGCUGCUCUCCGAGAACCUGCUGACCUUCUGUGCCUAUAUAUAUAUACACACACACACAGACUGAAAUUAAUAAACUAAGUUUGUUCUGAGGCAAAACAGUGGACUUUUGCUUGUAAGGACUACAGACAUGUCAAUCUGAGACUCUGGAUACUUCUGGAGUUCGCCACAAGUCCUCGCAUUGAAACAGGUGUGCAGCUGCCAGAUCAAGGUGGAUUUGGACUGGACUCAUUAGCAAAAGCUUAAGUCUGAGUUGUGUAUCAGUUUGUUUUCACGGUUGCUUAUGGAAGUCCUUCAGUCGGCCUUUUAUUAUUUAUUUUUUUUUUUUAAUCCAGUAUUUGGGGUAAAACAUCAACUUCAGUCUUUUUUGUUUUUGCUGAUGUCUUUGAAAACCACAAUUACUCUUUAAUUAUAGACACAAAACAUUUAAACCAAAAAAUGUUGGGAAACUUUGGAGGAGCAAAAAAAGUUCAAUGCAUCUCUCGUCAUUCUCCCCAAAAUAUUUUAAAUGUUCACGUAGCUGGACAGAAGUUGUGACGUGAACAACAAAUGAUUCAUGUUUGUGUCGGAUGAACCUGCGAUCAUAUAAAUGCUGAUUAAAUGUAGCUGUGUUGUUAUGGAUAUUUAGUGACUUUGGUAAUUUUCAGGCUGUAAUUAACUUUAGUUUUUUUUUUUUUUUUUUUUUUUUUUUUCCUUUGAAUAAUUGUUUCUUUGGGGGGGGGGGAAUUCACCUGACCACACCUCCUCCCCAAAUCUUUCACAGGUGAACAAAUUUUACAUUAAGUAAUUUAUUAGGUUUGUGUGUGUGUGUGUUUUGAGUUAUUUAUGGCGUUAAUAUCGAUAGCAGAAUCAUUUUUAUCACCAAGUUUUAUGUUAAGAUAUUGGACAGCACACUGCUGAUAAUUUGUCAGUAGAGUAAUCGGCCGUCAAAAUCCUGCAUGGAGACAAGGUGACGUCCACAGUGAAACGUUUUACUAUCCAAACACUGAAGAGUGAGUGUUUGAACUUAAAAAUGGAAAAAUAAUAAUAAUCAGGUGCAAUUGCAAGUGGGGGGACAACGUGUAAGAAUUGUAGCUGAUGUGAAUCCAUUCAGAGUUGUUAGAAUAAUUGAUAACGGAGUCUCAUUUUACAAAUUCAGCAUUUUAUGUGUUGCAGCCCCUCAAUAAUGACUAUAUAUAUAAAACAAGCAGUGAUAGAGCAUGCAGGAAUUUUGUUUUCCUGGAUUGAGCUGCAACGAUUAAUUGAUUAAAGUAAUUGCCAAUUA
Messenger RNA from Thalassophryne amazonica, 4100 nucleotides. It is a transcript of the gene sel1l, whose product is annotated as SEL1L adaptor subunit of ERAD E3 ubiquitin ligase. Bases 370 to 2784 code for a protein of 804 amino acids. Lineage: Eukaryota; Metazoa; Chordata; Actinopteri; Batrachoidiformes; Batrachoididae. Gene Ontology annotation, cellular component: endoplasmic reticulum membrane. The record is from RefSeq and is a predicted model, not a curated record. The transcript has 21 exons. Gene Ontology annotation, molecular function: protein binding. Gene Ontology annotation, biological process: ERAD pathway.